UCAUGCUGCUGCCAGGUCCAGAGUCUCUCAUGGGUCCCUGUACGGCCUCCCAUUGCUGCUGUCUCCAUCGCCACACUCUGCCAUGUGCCACUUUCAGGUCUCCUCACACUGCUGGUGUGUUCCAUUUUUUGUCAUAGGGUGCUGGCAGAUUACGGGCCUCCCAUAGCUGCUGCCAGGCCCCUAAUCUGCCAUGGGCCCCUAUACCGCCUCCUCAUGCUGCUGCCAGGUCCAGAGUCUCUCAUGGGUCCCUGUACGGCCUCCCAUUGCUGCUGUCUCCAUCGCCACACUCUGCCAUGUGCCACUUUCA
Molecule: messenger RNA, 307 nt
Organism: Staurois parvus
Lineage: Eukaryota; Metazoa; Chordata; Amphibia; Anura; Ranidae
Source: the annotation of a GenBank genome assembly